Lathyrus oleraceus (garden pea) is the source of this 1200-nucleotide messenger RNA. RefSeq lists its product as uncharacterized. Bases 1 to 1200 code for a protein of 399 amino acids. The record is from RefSeq and is a predicted model, not a curated record. The transcript has a single exon. Lineage: Eukaryota; Viridiplantae; Streptophyta; Magnoliopsida; Fabales; Fabaceae.
AUGGUAGAAUUGGAUGAUGGAAGGAAACUGAUAACCUCUGUCAGUGAAUUGAAAACUCUGCUUAUUGAAAUCAAGAACGUGUUAAUAAGAAGUGACGCAUUCCCAGUUUGUACCAAGACUUGUGAACAUUGUUUAACAGACCCACCGCAAUGCGAAAUAUUGAAGGCCUUCAUUCAGACCCUGGUGAAUCAAGGAAUAUUGUUAAUAGAUCUCCCCUCUACAAUCAAAGACGUGUCCACUCUCGAAAUACCAUAUGAUGAAGUUCCCCCUCUGCAAAUUCCGUAUAACCUAUCUCAGUUAACUCUCUCAACAAACCCUAUUGCUCCAAUGGUAAUAACGGUUCCGACAUCGUUCCCCUACGAUGAUACAAAGGAAGUCCCAUGGGUGUAUGACACCUCAGUAUACAUCCAUGGCCAGAAAAUGCAAGAAGAGACAAUGAAGUCCAAUGACCCAAUAGUCAGCAUAGUUGGGACUGGCGAAGUCACUAGAAGUGGUAGGAUCUUUGCACCUGUACCCCCUUCAAUUGGUCCUAGCGGUCCUUCAAUCCUAAACAAGGCCAAGCAAAUUGAUGAUACUCAGCAAAGGCAAGACUCUUUACCUACCAAUGAAGUAGAUGAAUUUUUGCGCAUCAUAAAAAGGAGUGAUUAUCGAGUGGUUGAGCAACUCAACCAAACACCAUCAAAAAUCUCGAUGUUUUCUUUGUUGAUGUGCUCGGAAGCGCAUAGGGAUGCCUUGGUGAAGUUUCUGAAAACUGCCCAUGUACCACAAGAAAUAUCAGUAUGCCAAUUCGAGGGGGUAGUUAACAGCAUAGUUGUCAGUCAAAGCUUGGGUUUCAGUGACGAGGAGCUCCCCGCCGAGGGAAAAAAUCACAACAAAGCUCUCCACGUCUCUAUUGAGUGCAUGGACACAGUUCUAUCAAGAGUCUUGGUGGACACUGGAUCCUCUUUCAAUGUGAUGCUCAAAGGCUCUCUUACUAAGUUAACCAUUGAAGGACUCGUGAUGAAACCGAGUGAGCUUGUGGUGAGAGCAUUUGAUGGGUCAAGGAGGACCGCGAUUGGUGAAGUAAAUCUUCCUAUGAAGAUUGUCCCCCAUACCUUUUUCAUCACUUUCUUUGUAAUGGACAUUCAUCCAACUUAUAGUUGCAUACUCGGAAGGUUGUGGAUUCACUCAGUCGGAGUCGUCACUUCAGCACUUCAUUAA